AUGGCGUCCUUGUUCCUCGACGAAGACGAUAUCUUCGGCUCUGACCUCGCCAGCUGUGCUAUGCCGGGCUUGGCGGACUUUAUGGAUGUCGAAGCACGUGCGCACUCUAAGGCUGAGAUGCCCGGACUGGGGGAGUUCGACUUGGAGGGUGCAGUCCGCAUGGCCGAGAUCAACGCAGAGAAGCGCAAGAGGCACCAGAUCAAAGCGGAGCAGCAUGAGAUGCCCGGACUGGGGGAGUUCGACUUGGGAGAGAAACCGAAGAAGGUUGCCAAGACGGAGAGUGCAGUCCGCAUGGCCGAGACCACAGCAGACAACGACAACGGUGAGGUGCCCGCGAUCACAGCGCAGAACGGCGACACGGAGAGUGCAGUCCGCAUGGCCGAGACCACAGCAGACAACGACAACGGUGAGGUGCCCGCGAUCACAGCGCAGAACGGCGACAUGCCGGAGAUCACCAUCCAGGACGAGAUGGCCAAGAUGCCCCAGGAGAUGCCGGAGAUCAGACCAAUCCAGGACGAGAUGGGCAAGAUGCCCCAGGAGAUGCCGGCGAUCAGACCGAUCCAGGACGAGAUGGAGGAGAAGCCCAAGACGCCGGAGAUGGAUAUGCCGCAGAAGCCUCUGUCGGGGGUGCAGGAGAAAGAGGCUGCCCUCGCAAAGGCACCCCGGGGUUCCAAGAACACAUUCGCAGGGCGGACACCUCCGAAGAAUGCAGAAGCCAGGGAGAUUUUCUUCUGCAUCAAGGACGGCUAUGCAAAACUCAAGAAGGACUAUCCGAAAUCCAGCCUGCUCCACCAACAGACUUUCUGGUAUAAGGUGGACUCCGUGCUUCGAGCGAACUCUGGCAAAAAGACACCAAGGCCGGGACGUGAAGUCGUCGCAGAUGUCAUCACAGAGAUGAGGUCCAAGCUGAGCCGCUGUGAACCUGCAGGUGCGAGCUGA
Messenger RNA from Symbiodinium sp. CCMP2592, 939 nucleotides. NCBI's taxonomy places the organism in Eukaryota, Dinophyceae, Suessiales, Symbiodiniaceae. The record is from the annotation of a GenBank genome assembly.